This is a messenger RNA of Leptopilina boulardi, 1486 nucleotides long. RefSeq lists its product as uncharacterized. The record is from RefSeq and is a predicted model, not a curated record. The transcript has 2 exons. Lineage: Eukaryota; Metazoa; Arthropoda; Insecta; Hymenoptera; Figitidae. The coding region runs from base 216 to 1241 and encodes 341 amino acids.
UGGAGAAUCAUUAAGUAGAUUUUAUUGAGAACAAUAUCUAUCAUAUAGUAUUUAGACUACUACGGAAUAUUUCAUAUUUGUUCUUAACUUUAAAAAAAAGUUUUUUCAAUGUGGUUGCAAAUAAUAAAAAGUAAAAGAUGUGAUGUCAUUUAAAUUAUAAAGUUGGUUAUUUUUUAUCUACAUAGAAAUUUUUUUUUUGCGUUAAACACGUAAAAAUGAAAUUAUUAUUUUUAUUUUUAUUAAUAACUUUUACAAGAGCUGAAAAAUUGGAAAAAGUCAAAGGAACGUCUGGAGCAUUUUCAGAUCUUGUCAUUGACAGUAAAGGAAGAUGGUAUAUUGUGAAAGAUAAAAAAUUAUCAACAUGUUUAUUAACAUCUAAUGAAAAUAUUUCAUGUCAAAGAAUAAAUCUACCAUCAAAAAAAUCAGUUCACAAAGGUUUGGGAAUAGAUCAAUUUGACAAUAUAUAUGUUCAAGAUAAUGCAUUAAAAAUUUUCAUUGUAACACCUCUACUUAAUGGAACUUUUGUUUUUGACAAUGUAACAAAUUAUCACAAUAAAAAAUUAGUCAGUAGACCUUUUGCACUCGGUGAAAAUAUAGUUCAUUUUGCAAUUGAUAAACAAUUAAUGCAUUUAAAAAAUGGUGAAGAAUACACGUCAAAUAUUGAAAUUCCAUUUUAUUCGAAAAAAAAAAUUACCAAUUGGAUACGUUCUAAUAAUACGAGAUUUGGUUCAGAAUAUGAAUACACAUAUUUUAGUAUUGGCACUCCUAGACAUUGGGUUUAUAUAAAAUAUGGUCAUUUUAUUAAACCGGUUGCGCAAAUGUUAUCUUUUGUUAAGAAAAUGAAUGCAAUGGAUGAUCAUAUUUAUUGUAUUGUUAAUGGUGAAAAACAAGUGAAAUUAAUAUAUUUUCGUGAUACAAUGUAUAUUUCAACAGCAAUGAAUAAAGAAUCAUCGUAUGUUACAACAAUAGAUGGAAUAGAUCUUUCUAAUGUUGAUAUUGAUGAUGAUUUUUUAUUAUAUUCACCAGAACAUAAAAAAACUUACAUUUAUGGUAAUAUUAAUAAUAAAGGAAUUGUUUAUAAAUUAAAUGAGGAGGUAAUUGAGGGAAAAUUUAAAACAAAAGUUAUAGCCGAAUAUAAUUUUGAUAAUAAUGUACGAAUUCUUUGUGGUGCGAAUGGAAAUAAUAAAUUUUAUUUUGGUACAACUGAUGGAGUUUAUGAAAUGAAAGUCGAAAUGUUAUAAAUCUCCUUUAAAAAAAAAAAAAAGAAACGAAAAUACUUUUCGUUCUCAAAAGUUCCUUCACUCGAUUUAUAAUACAUGCAUCACUUGUUUCUAUUAUUUGGUAAUAAUAAAUAUUUUCCAUAAGAGAAAAUCCGCGGGUUUCGUUUGAAACGCUUGAUAUAUCAAAAUAUCGUUUUAUUAUUCACAAUCUAAAAAUCACAACUAUUGUCAAUUAACUGUUUUUUAUAUAAUAAAGAAAUAAAAAA